Molecule: messenger RNA, 620 nt
Organism: Arachis ipaensis
Lineage: Eukaryota; Viridiplantae; Streptophyta; Magnoliopsida; Fabales; Fabaceae
Product: putative ascorbate-specific transmembrane electron transporter 1
Molecular function (GO): oxidoreductase activity
Source: RefSeq, a predicted model, not a curated record
AUAAUUCCUUCUUUUUUUUUGGGUUUUUAAAAUGUGUAGCUACAUCCACUUCUAAUGACAAUUGGAUUUGUUUUAGUUAGUGGAGAAGGUAUCAUGAUAUACAAAUCUGCCCCUGGAAAACAAAGAUCAUUGAAGGUGGUUCACUUGUUAUUGCAUCUGGUAGCUCUAGCAACUGGAAUUUUAGGAAUUGUCACAGUUUUCAAAUUCAAGAAAGAGGAGGGCCUUCCUAAUAUGUAUACAUUACACUCAUGGCUAGGCAUGUCAGCUAUCUGCUCUUUCGGUUUGCAGUAUAUUUUGGGAUUCUUUGCCUACUUCUUCCCUGGAGCAGAAAUGUACACAAGAGCAUCACUAUUACCAUGGCACAGGUUUAUUGGAAUGGUCAUCUUCUUACUUUCAGUUGGCACAGCUCAAUUGGGUUUGGCUCAAUAUUUUCAGUUUCUGGGACUUUUUCGCAGCCAAGAAGCAUUAAUAGUGAACUUCACUGGCCUAUUACUCUUUCUAUUUGCUGUCUUUGUUGCCCUUUCUAGAAUUCUUCCUAGAUAUUCAUAAAUAGGUUACAAUAAUUACUUUUUGUCAAUUUAAUUUGAAAUUCUAUUACCCUAAUAUCAAUAAGUUCAUUU